Molecule: messenger RNA, 528 nt
Organism: Aspergillus udagawae
Lineage: Eukaryota; Fungi; Ascomycota; Eurotiomycetes; Eurotiales; Aspergillaceae
Product: cell wall mannoprotein 1 family protein
Exons: 2
Coding region: 1-528 (175 amino acids)
Cellular component (GO): extracellular region
Source: RefSeq, a predicted model, not a curated record
AUGCUAUUCUCCAACCUGAACCGAGUGGCCUUAAUCAUCGCCCUGGCGACGUCCGCUCUGGGCUCAGUAAACUCUGAGCAGGCCGUCUCCGACAUAAACGCCCUUCAGGAGAGCGUUGUCAAGGCUCGUGAGAGCCUUGAGGGGUGGAAUGGCGGCCUCAUGGGUGCCAUCCCCAUCGCCAGCAGAAUUCAAAGCGUGCAGAGUGCCGUUGCCAACGCACGGAGGAGCAUCGAUGAAUCUAACGCCUUUGAUGGCAAGGAUGCAGAUGCCGUCGUGGCGGCUUAUGACCAACUGCAUCCAGAAAUCCUAAGCACUCUGAAUAUAGCAGAGCAGAAAGCGCCGGGCUUCAAGGAUGCAGGUGUGGGCUUCGUGGCGAGGGCUAUGUUCAAUGACCUCAAAACUGAGAAGGAUAAAUUUCAGACCUCCAUGCAGCAGAAGGUGCCUGCUGAGAGCUACCAAAUGGCCGCGCCCAGUAUUGCUGAGCUUGAUACUGCCUUUGAAAAGACCAACAAGGCGCUCACUGCUUAA